Rhizopus microsporus ATCC 52813 is the source of this 996-nucleotide messenger RNA. RefSeq names its product peptidase C54. Gene Ontology annotation, molecular function: protein-phosphatidylethanolamide deconjugating activity. Bases 1 to 996 code for a protein of 331 amino acids. NCBI's taxonomy places the organism in Eukaryota, Fungi, Mucoromycota, Mucoromycetes, Mucorales, Rhizopodaceae. The record is from RefSeq and is a predicted model, not a curated record. The transcript is spliced from 6 exons.
AUGUAUCUGUUGUGGCCGCCUGAUUUCUAUGAUGAUUUUACUUCCCGAUUAUGGAUGACUUAUCGUCAUAAUUAUCCACCCAUUCGACCAUCGAGUCACAAGACAGACAUAGGUUGGGGCUGCAUGUUAAGGAGUGGACAAAGUCUAUUAGCAAACACGCUUAUUAUUCACUUCUUGGGGCGAGAUUGGAGACGACAAAAUCAAAGUCAAACAGCAUGGAAACAGUAUAGCAGAAUUGCUCAUUGGUUUCUAGAUGAGUUAUCACCCAGAGCACCCUUCUCGAUACAUAGAAUCGCACUCUUAGGAAAGCAACUUGGUAAAAACAUUGGUGAAUGGUUUGGACCAAGCACAAUUAGCCAAGUGAUACAAGCGUUGGUAUCUGAUUUUACACCAGCAAAUUUAUCUGUUUAUAUCACAACGGACGGUGUUAUUUAUAAGGAUGAUGUGCAUGAUGUCGCAACAGGGAAAAGGCCAAGAGGAGAUUUCAGUUAUUUAUCCUUCAAGCCUGUGCUGAUACUCAUAGCCUUACGCCUGGGCAUUGACUCACUUCAUCCAACCUAUUAUGAUGCUUUAAAGUCGUGUUUUGAAAUACCUUCAUUCGUUGGCAUCGCAGGAGGACGUCCAAACUCUUCUCUUUAUUUUAUCGGCCUCCAAGGAGAUGAGCUCAUCUACCUCGACCCACAUUAUUCUAGACCGGCACUAGAAACAAAAAGCCUUUCACAGUACACAAAAGAAGAUUUUAAUACCUAUCAUUGCACUAUUCCACGAAAAAUACACAUAUCCAGUAUUGAUCCCUCAAUGCUUAUCGGAUUUUAUUGCCGAAAUGCUAAAGAGUUUGACUCACUAUGCGAGCAAAUAACCCAGAUGUCAAAAGAGCAUAGUCCUAUCAUUUCAGUUGAGCAAAGCGCGCCUGCUUAUGAUGAAGACGUACGAAGUGAAAAUGAUUUUGGUAUCAUGAGUGAUGAAGAGGCUGAUUCUGAUGAUUGCGAUGAAUAA